AAAGGUUCCUCACCAUUGAAACGAUAUUAUUUUUGAUGCCGAGCUUCGAAUGACAGAGGCUUUAGGUUUGAGUGCGCAAUUUCUUCGAUUCUCCGCCGGCAAAGCCACCUGGGGAGCGAGGAUCUAUGGCAGGUCUGAACUGAAAUUGAGGGCAUUGAGUGCGGGGUUUGGAUGUGCGUGUUCGUCGCAGUGCUUCUCUGUUUAUAUAUUCGGGCGGAAUUGUUUCGAUAUGCAGCAGAGUGAGGGCCUUUCUAGGAACAGUAAUGAAAAUGCUCUUUCUUCAUCGUCUUUGAGGCUGACAACGCCUCAGAAGUCUAUUAGGCGAUUGGGGUUGUGCUCGCAAAUAGCAACCGGCGGACAACACUCCUCGCCCAUUGUCUUCCCUGAGAAGCGCAGCAAGGCCAAGUCUUCUUCUAGGCGAGGUAGUGAGAUUAAUUCCUCUAUCUCGAAGUUCACCAUGACCUCGAGUGCUGAUCGUGACAAGCCGAAGAAAUUUGAGCAUAGGAUUGACAUUGGUGGAGAUGAAAAGUCUGAUUUAUUGGGCUAUACAGUUUUAUCCGGUAAGCUGAUUUUGGACAAGAGAAAGAAUUCGGACAAGAAUGUUUCUGAUGACACUGGUGUUGCUGAUCGAGAAAGUUUUGAUGCUAAACUUACUAGCACGGCCUUGAUAUGGGGUUCUCACAUGCUACUUCUGGAAGAUGUCGUUUCAGUCUCGUACAAUGUUGGUCUCAGGCAUUUUACAAUUCACUCAUAUCCACUGCAGAAAGGUCCAUGUGGUCUUUCUUGUUUAAUGAAGCCCAGGAGGAAGCCGAGAGAUUAUCGCUUUUUGUCUUCUAGCGUGGAAGAGGCAGUUCAGUGGGUUGGUGGUUUUGCAGAUCAGCACUGCUACGUAAAUUGUUUGCCUCAUCCCUUACUCUCCUCAAAGAAGCAGGCAUCUUCAGAAUUAAUUCCGGUUGAUACACCUCCUGAAUUACUUUUCAAAUGCAAGAAUCCACCAAAAAUGCUUGUGAUAUUAAAUCCACGCUCUGGACGAGGCCGCUCAACUAAAGUUUUUCACGGGAUUGUUGAACCAAUAUUCAAGCUUGCAGGGUUCAAAUUGGAAGUGAUUAAAACAACAUCUGCAGGCCAUGCCAAAAAGCUCGCAUCUACUGUUGACAUAAGCAGCUGCCCCGAUGGAAUUAUUUGUGUUGGAGGUGAUGGUAUUAUUAAUGAGGUUUUGAAUGGUCUAUUAAGUAGAGACAACCAGAAGGAAGGAAUUUCUAUUCCAAUUGGAAUAAUACCUGCAGGUUCUGAUAAUUCGUUGGUUUGGACUGUUCUUGGUGUUAGAGAUCCUAUUUCUGCUGCCAUGGCUAUUGUGAAGGGUGGUCUUACUGCAACUGAUGUUUUUGCUGUUGAAUGGAUCAAAUCGGGUGUUAUUCAUUUUGGGUUGACAGUCUCAUAUUAUGGAUUUGUCAGUGAUGUGUUGGAACUUUCUGAGAAGUAUCAGAAGCGGUUUGGUCCUCUACGUUACUUUGUUGCUGGAUUUCUCAAGUUCUUAUGCUUACCGAAGUACAGUUUUGAAUUGGAAUACCUUCCAGCAUCAUUAGAGGAUGAAGGAAAACGCCCUGCUGAACAUGAAGUUGUUGACAUGUCAGAUUUAUACACAGAUAUAAUGCGAAGAUCAAGCAAAGAGGGAAUCCCGAGGGCAUCUAGUUUAUCAAGCAUUGAUUCCAUAAUGACGCCUAGUCGAAUGUCUGGUGGAGACUUGGAUACAAACUGUAGUAGCACUCGUGCUAGCACUGAACCAUCUGAUUAUGUACGUGGUCUCGAUCCUAAAUCAAAGCGCCUUUCAUCAGGAAGGAGCAAUGUAACUGCGGAGCCCGAAGUUAUCCAUCCACAGCCACCCUUUUCAGCUACUCCCAACUGGCCAAGGACCAGGUCAAAGUCUAGGACAGACAAGGGGUGGACUGGGUUGAUUACAACACAAGACACCACUAGAUGUUCCUGGGGCAAUGCUGCAAAUAAUGACAGAGAGGAUAUAUCUUCAACACUAUCUGAUCCGGGUCCGAUUUGGGAUGCAGAACCGAAGUGGGAUCCCGAGUCUAAUUGGGUUGUUGAACAUCCUAUUGAAUUGCCAGGUCCAACAAAUGAUGCAGAAGAAGGUCCAACAGAGCAAGUUCCUGUUGAAGAUAAAUGGGUUACUAAGAAGGGGAAAUUUCUUGGAAUCAUAGUUUGUAACCAUGCUUGUAGAACUGUUCAGAGUUCUCAGGUAGUGGCCCCAAGAUCUGAGCACGACGACAAUACUCUCGACUUGCUUCUGGUUCAUGGGAGUGGACGACUAAGGCUGUUGCGAUUUUUUUUGCUGCUUCAGAUGGGUCGACACCUUUCGUUGCCAUUUGUUGAAUAUGUCAAGGUGAAGUCAGUGAAGAUUAAACCUGGUAAGCAUACACACAAUGGCUGCGGCAUUGAUGGUGAGCUUUUCCCCCUCACUGGCCAAGUCGUUUCUUCUUUGCUUCCAGAACAAUGCAGACUUAUCGGUCGAUUUCAUGGCCAUCACGUAUAACCAAGUAAUCCUUAUAUCUGAAAUAUUUUGAUGCGUCACUGACUGAUGAUCACAUUUCGUUUAACGUCGUCAUCUUCAACCAUCCUUGAUGGAUAAUGGUGUCAACAUUUGCGCAUUUUUCGUCGUGUGGUCGUGUAACAUGCGGAGCAAGCCUUAUACCAUAAUAGAGAAUCUUUGUGCAUUAUUUCCUACAUAUUUCCCAUCUCACAGAUCUGCUCUACCUCCGAACAAAUCGAAGCCACUGUAAAUCUUUCGUUCAGAAAACGUGUCGCCUUUUGUCCAUCAGUUAUAUCCCGCCUCUUGAAUUCCCUUGUUGUGUAUUUUGUACCCAUAUCAUAUCAGUAUCAUUGUAUAAGCCGACAUAAGCUGCACACUCAACUCCCUGUCAACUCGAUUUAGUUCUUCCUAUUUACCUUCUUCACAAGUUUUCUGGAGAUACUUAUAUUGUAUAUACGUGACUGUGAGCUUUUGGUCUGCCCUCC
This is a messenger RNA of Cucurbita pepo subsp. pepo (vegetable marrow), 3024 nucleotides long. Its product is annotated as sphingoid long-chain bases kinase 1-like. Gene Ontology annotation, molecular function: ceramide kinase activity. Gene Ontology annotation, biological process: ceramide metabolic process; phosphorylation. The record is from RefSeq and is a predicted model, not a curated record. Lineage: Eukaryota; Viridiplantae; Streptophyta; Magnoliopsida; Cucurbitales; Cucurbitaceae.